UUUGGCACUCUAAGUAUACAGUUAUUCAUAUGCAUGCAAAAUAUUGCCUUGUUAACUUUUAUUUUCUUGAUAAACAUAAACUGAUUAGUAGUUCAAUUAUCCCCAGUUUGCAUAAAAACUGUUCCGUCGAAGAAAGGAUCUUUUAAUUCAUUGGGAAUAAAAUUAAUAAUUUGACGUCAAAAAGAAAGAAGUUGACCAGUGGAAAAUACAUACUUCUUUCUCACACAUACAUUGUAUGGCAGGUGAAAUAGAGAUGAUGAAUGCUGAAACUGAAAACAGCAAAGAGAUUGACAAGCAAAUGAAUUCAAGUGAAAUACAAAAUCAAAUAAGUUUAGAAGCGGAUCAGAAAUCUGAUAAACAACCGAUUACAAAUCAGUCGACAUGUGAAACAAUGGAAGGAGAAAUCGAAUACGUUGUCGGUGAUAAUACUGGUGAAGGUGAUGGUGAUGAAGAAGGUGAGGAUGACGAAGAGAUCAUUACGUCAGCAAUGCCACCCACACAAAUUGUUGACACUAUCGUUACAACUACAACUAAUCCAGACGGUAGCCUAAAACGUACAACAAGAAAAACAACACGUACUGUGUUAACUACAGCAAGAAUACGUAAAAUCAAAGUCAAAAAUCUACCCUCUGAUGGUGAAUCAAGUAAAUCUUCAUCCACAUCAACAAACAACGAUUUAAACAUGUCGAAUGUAAUCAACUUUACAAAAUUGAAUUCAGAAAAGUCCGAAGGCAAAUCACUUGCUCAAGCUACAUUGGCUAUUAUUCCCCCACAAACUGAAGUUACCUACCAAGAGAAUGUCAAGCCUAUCAGUGAUAUUGAUGCAGACACUGCAGCAAAACUACAACAGUCUACUUCGAAUGAAAACUCAUCUGAUAAUGUGACACCCCAAAAGGCUAUUACAAAGACAACAAUGAAGAAAACCGUCAGUGCAACAGCAGCUACUGCUACUUUCUAUGCUACAGGCAAGGAUGCUAUGAGUCCAAGAUUAUUCACAACUACCGGAGCUACAAAUGAAAUGUUAUUUAACAGUUGCAAUAGUUCUCCUUUAUUAUCUACAAAUGAUGGUAAUAAAGGAUUAACAAAAUCAACUAUAAAAAUUGCAGCUUUCAAGCGAACAAGCAAUACAUCACCGACAAAACGUAAAGCACGUGAUUCCCUAACAACAUCCGCUUCCACGACGACUACAACCACGACAACAACACUCGGAGCAUCGUCAACUACAACGACAACUACUACGAGGAAACAAACCACAAGAGUUAUGAAUAAUUUUGCCAGUAAAGGAUUCUUCUUUACAUUCAAAAAGCCUUUUGGAUUGUUCGGUAGAGAAAUUCGAGGAGAUAUUGAAGAUAAUCAAAAUAAUGCUAGUAUUGGCUCAAACAAUACUGACAUUGUGGAUACUGAACAACUUGCAUUGUUGACAAUGAAAGAAUCAGAACGUUUAUUCUCUCAGGCGAAACUAAUGUUUCCAUCAAAUCAAAAUUUAUCAUCAGAUGUAACUAUACAAAGUAGUUCAAGUGGGAAGAAUGAAGAUGGCGUUGUACAAGGCUAUCAAUCACGAUUUGCAAAUCUGCCACUUUAUCAAGGCUAUGGAAUAAUUGCGCAUCAAAUGGCUCUUUCAAAUAAGGUGAAAACAACUAAAACAAGUGAUGCGGACAGUGGCGUACAACAUCAAGACGAUGAAGAAGAUAAAAAGAAAUCUGUAGAUGUCAUCAGUGAUGCAGUGGAUAUAAAACAACAAGUUACCGAUCAGACUGGAGCUGAUAUGAACUUAGUUGCAAAUGCUUUUGCCCACCUGUUGGACGAAUCAAUUUUAAAGUUUUUAUGUGAAGCAACAAGUCAACAACUUGGAAGGUCAGGUCCUUUAAACUUGUUUGAAUUACCAGCAUAUAUUGAAGGUCUGCCACAGAAUAAACAACUUGUUUAUUCUGGUUCAACAGAUGAAGGAAUAGCGCAGCCAGGAGACAACUUCAAUAAAUCAUUGGCUCUUCCCAGUACAGAACAAUUCGAUGACAAAACAGACGAGAAAAUUAAGGAGAGUGAACAGAAUCGACCACAGCAGUUGACUGAUUCUACAGGAACUCAGAUAGGCCAAACUUUAGGGCAAAAAACUAGUAGAUUUGGUGGUGGAAGUCAAGGAGCUUUUCGAGUUGCAUGGUCAGAAAUGCCUGAGGUUGUUGAAAGUAAUUGCCUUCAACGUUUAACAAGGCAUGAAAUACAACUGCAGGAGGCCAUGUUUGAAGUGAUUACAUCUGAAGCAUCGUAUUAUCAAAGUUUAAAUGUUCUAGUAAAUCAUUUUUAUCAUGCUCCUGAAUUCGAAUGUGAACCACUGAAUCACACAAGUAGUUUUCAGUCAAAUCAAGCACCUAGUAAAGUGUGCAAAGAACCAGGUUCACCAUUGCCGGGACAACCUGACCUAGCGAAUAAUCAGACAACAGUUGACAUGAAUACAGCACCAACAAAUGCAACAACCACAACGACUGGAAAUGGGACAACUACGAAUAACAACAGUAACAAUGUCAGUAGUGCUACAACUCCCCCUUGUACUACUACUACAACUACUACAACUGCUACUAGUAAUAAUGUCGGUUCUACAGAUAGCUGUGUAGAUGCUGGCAACCAAACGCCCGCAAGCAGUAACACACGUCGUCCACUGCUUAAACCACUGGAAAAGCAUCAUCUCUUUUCAAAUGUAUUACUUGUAUGUUUAGCUAGUGAAAUGUUUCUGCGUGAUCUGGAGGCAAGAUGGGAGGCAAGAAUGCCAAUUUUAAAUGAAGUCUGCGAUUUAAUUGUAAAACAUGCUGGUGGUGUCAAUUUUGAACCAUAUAUUACUUACCUAAGAAAUCAAACCUAUCAGAUGGAUACACUUCGCACAUUAUGCCAACGUGAAAGCUUUCGUGAAGCAUUAGAAAGACUUCAUUCGCAUCCAAGAAGUGGAAAAAACCUGAUCACAUCAUUUUUAGCUCUACCUAUGCAACGUUUAACACGCUUGAAAUUAUUAGUUGAAGUUAUUCGACGUCUACAAGAUGCUGUUAUUCGUGAUUCUAUGGAUAAAACACUGGAAAAACGACCUUUCCGUGUACCAAGUGAUAGAGAACGUGAAAAUGUACAACUUGCACUUCGAGAAUUGAAUAGGCUUCUGACUGCAAGCGAGACUGAGAAGGAACUUAUGGAUCGAAAAUCUCGACUUUUGACAUUAUCUUCCUCCCUUGAAUUCCCGGAUAAUGUCAAGGUGAGUGUAUAUUUUCAACUUCUUUAUAUGUAAAUGUUAAUUAUUUUAUAAAAAGUGAAAUGGCUAAUUUUGAUAGAUGGUGGCUAGUAGUGAAUGUACAAUCACUCGUCAGCUGGGUGUACUUUUAUCCCAGUUAGUAAUGACAUUUCUGCUGAGUCCUGAAGACAGUAUCCAUCAUUUAAAAUGUCAAGGUGUAAUCCAUCAAGUUACUGAGGCAUGACAGACAUCUUAUAUUGAUUAUUGAAAUUAUCUGGAUUUUCCCACUAAUUUAUUUCAUUUUUGCGGAAGUGAUCCAUCGCUGCUGGUAUAUCAUCUUCGGUUACAGAUGCUUCAAUGAUACACUUGGUUAUGAUUCAAUAUUAAGAGAUAGACAGUAACUGACAGUGAGGUUCAGGAUGUUUAAAAUCAUAGGAGCUAGGUAUCAGUCUCCGUAGGGACACUAUCGCCAAGUGAAAUGCAUUUACACCCAGUCAGUGGGUUGAGAAUGAUAAGAAACGUGCAUCCUGUAUUCCAUUUACAUGUUGAUGUUUAACGGAUCAUAUGAAAGUCACAUUAUGGAGUACAUAUUCGGAUAUCUCCAUGAGCAAUGACAAAUAAACAUACUAACGUAAGCUGAAGUCAUUUUGAAGUUUCGCAAAUGACAACAAGUUAAUCACAAGAUAUUGUUGAAACAUUCGUAAUUCGAAAUGAUAAGGAAAUUGUUCAUAAUUGAUGUAGAAAUGAUAUUGUAGUGUCUUCUUAUAAUUUUUUAACUGUUGAAGAAAAAGUAAAGUUAACAAGGGCUGUUUUAUGUGUUAAUUAUUACGAAGCAAUUUCACUUGAUUCACAAAUCUGUCAUAAGUACAAAAGACAUAAUGCACACUGCUUAGGAACAAUAGGUCAGUAAUGAAAAUGAUCGUUACAAUUAUAACUGACUAUCAGGAAUCAAUAGUUUGAAAUUACAGCUUCGGUACACCAUUGAGUCUUUCCUCAUCCAAUCAACCCAUAGCUUCUAAAGUAUAAAAAUAUAAAUAUGUAAAACCAGAAAUUGGUAGUGAAUCUGAUGCUCACUAUCGACUGCAUCUGUGCAGGAAGUUAUCUGGAGUUCUGGUGAGAAGUCAUAACCAUUCAGGUCCACUAAGUCUGGUAAGAGAACAGUCACUCGCCUAUGACACUGGCUGGCAGCUGCGCUGAAUAUACAUCAUGAAUUGUCAGAAAGUUGGAGUUCAUCAGCUGGACACUGAUUCGAGUCCUAGUGGCUGAUUGGUCUACGAGCUCUCCUUGUAACGGGAAGAUCCUGGGUUCGAACCCUAGUAGGUGCAUACUGACAAGCAGUGCAAGCUAGGAGAAAACAGCUGAUCAGUACUACCAGGCCUUCCAAUGGUUCUCUAACUGAUGUCAGUUCAUGAGCAAGCCUGUAACCAAUGAAAAUCCUGCAAACUUGAUAAAAUAUAAAUGAUGAGACAUCUGUGAAGUUAUGUUGAGUGUUCUUCAAUGAUUAAAUUAGAUGAGAUUUUCGCAUCAGAAUUGAAACAAUAGCUGUCAUUGGGUUUAAAAACAUAUAAACGUUUCUAGUGAUAAAAUCAGUGACUUAGACACAUACUCAUAUCAAAAACUAUUUUCAGUACAACUGAGACUCCGUUGGUUACUGCUAAUUGCUAAAGUAUACAGAUUUUAUAAAGUAAACUAAGUUUUGUCGAGUGGUGGAAAUCAUCAAUGUACUAUGCAGUGCAAUGAUGGGGUCUUUUGGUAGCCCGUGUUCUAAACACGCAGCCUGUCUUUUUCAGUGAUAAUAUACUAAGCCUAUUCAAAUAAUAACAAUGAGAAUUGCAUUAAGACUAUGCAGCUAUUACAGAAUAUUGCUAUCAAUGGUACUCUGAGUGUCUCUUUUUUGUAUGCUAAUAUACUCAGGAAUUAGUUAGGACUUUUAUUUUAACUAUUGAAACUACAGAGUGGUUGGCAUCAGGUGUUAUCCCAAAAAUUUUGCCUCUGUAGCUUUUUCAGUUUAUGUGAAUAUGUUAUUACCACGAUUCAAAUGUACAACCGUGUGAGAUAAGAAGAAAAAGCAUCUUCAUGAAUAACUGCACCUCGUGAGUAGUCGGUGGGAACUUGCUAUCAAUGACAAGUCAUCAGUUCCGAUAGAAUUCACUUACAGUCUGAGUGAUUCCCCAGUCUGACACCUUUGAUCACAACAUUAGGUGAUCCUUGGCGUAGAUAUCCAAAGGUGCAUUAAUUCUCCCUAGGUUAUAGUUGAACAUCACUCAUGAUUCCUAAGAAACUAGUACAUUUCAACUUUACUGAAUGAAAAUCUAAGUCCACAUACAAAGUCCACUUACAAAGUUCAGUCAACGGAUAUUAAUUUAUAACUGAUAAAAUUUUAUUUUUUUGUUUUGUUUGUUUUAUGAAAAUACAAUGCCUAUCACUUUAAGUACUCAGAGGUCAGUAAAUUAGACCUUCAAAGUAAAUUCAUAAUGUUACAAUUUUAUUUUCUAUUCACAAUUAAUCUUCACACUGACCUUAAAUGUUAAUGACCACUUAUACUUGUUUAGCGGAUAGCAAUUAGUGAUAAACGUCUUAUUAAAGAAGGUGAAUUACGUGAAUGCUUAUCAGACAGUGGACGAUUAUCUGUAUUACAGAAAUUGGCUAUUCGUAAACCAAAUAUCUUUUAUCUAAUAUUAUUUAAUGAUUUAUUAUUGGUUACAAGAAAGAAAAAAAAUGAACGUUUUCAAGUCCUGGAUUACUGUGACCGGGCGUCAGUGCAAGCAUUUGUCCAGCGUAAUGGUGAUUUGAUUGGUACUAGUACAAAUCUCUUGAAAAACCCCAAAAAUUCAAUAUCUGCUGAACCAUUGUGCAUUAUAGAACCGUGUUUAGAUGAUCUACGCGUCACUACACGCAAAACAAAGCAUCAUCUUUCUCCAGACACAGAUGAUACUGGCAGUAAUGUGAAGCAUUCAUCUAAGGAUAAGCGUCACAGACGUUAUAAAACAACAACUGAAUUUGAAAAUUUGACGGCUUCAAACAAUGAUUCUGCUAUCGGCACUGAUAAUUAUCAAAGAGAUUCUAGUAGAGUGCAAAGUGACAUUAUUACAAGGGAAAUUAAUGUG
Molecule: messenger RNA, 6315 nt
Organism: Trichobilharzia szidati
Lineage: Eukaryota; Metazoa; Platyhelminthes; Trematoda; Strigeidida; Schistosomatidae
Source: the annotation of a GenBank genome assembly